Molecule: messenger RNA, 2049 nt
Organism: Purpureocillium takamizusanense
Lineage: Eukaryota; Fungi; Ascomycota; Sordariomycetes; Hypocreales; Ophiocordycipitaceae
Exons: 3
Coding region: 402-1781 (459 amino acids)
Source: RefSeq, a predicted model, not a curated record
UUUCAUGCUUUCCUCCAACCUGAUUAGAAGACAGCCACAAGUACGAAAGGCAGCUGCCCUCACGUACAUGUGAGGGAAUGGAGCUAUUUAGGUACCUCGUUCUUCGUACCUCCUGCUGUAGCUCCAUAGAGGUGUUGCAGCUGCCACGACGACGUGCGUCAUGAUGCCAUAGCCAUUGCUAUAAACGUGUUUGUCCGCCUUUCCCCGUGCCUGAGGCUUGUCGUCAUUAUUGACUACCUGCCGUCUCUUCCCCCACCCCUAGGCCAUACCGGCGCUGUUACAGCCGUUGGCCUAAUUGACAUCCCAUCGUGCGUGUCUAUUAGCAAUUGCACAUCAUCUUUGACGUCUCAAGAGCCCCAACGCAGUGGUCCAACCUGGGCUGGGCCUCUCUCCAGCUCACCAUGUUUCGAGCCGCGCGCCCCGUCCUCCGCCUCUCCCCGGGUGCUUCCCUGGCGAGCUCCCUCUCCCGCCGCCAUGCUCCCACGGCAGCUCCCAGGGUCAGCGCGCGCGUAGAGCUGCCGACCUGGUCCUCCCUGUCACGCUUCGCUAGCAGCAACGCCAACAACAGCAACAGAGGCAAGUCCAAUCCCAAGUCGGAGAACCCUCCACCGCCCAAGCAGCCCAUCGACCGGGAGCACGAGAUGGAGGUCGCCCAGAAGAAGCUCGAGCCUCGGCCCGAAGAGGUCUCCAGCCAGAGCUCCGUCCGCCACGUCAUGGAGGGAUCGGGCCAGUCCGACACCCCAGAGCCGGCCUCAUUGACAACCGGCUUGAAGCACGAUAUCGGCAUUGUGCGAGAUACCUUUCGCCUCACGCGGGUGCCCAAGGAAUCUCACAUCCUUGGCCUCGCCGGCACGGUCCCCUACCUCGCGACGUCCCUCUCGACCGUCUUUCUCGCCUGGGAUGUCACCAAGCAAGUUCCCACGGGAAACCGGCUCUACGAUGCCCUCUUCAUCCCCCACGACACAGCACACUACCUUCUCAGCGCCAUUGAGCCCCUGCAGCUUGGCUACGGCGCCGUCAUCAUAUCCUUCCUCGGCGCAAUCCACUGGGGUCUCGAGUAUGCUGAAAAGGAGCCUCUUCGGGAGCGCACCCGCUUCCGCUACGGCAUGGGCGUCGUUGCCUCCGUGGUCGCAUGGCCCACCCUCUUUCUCCCAUUCGAGGCGGCCCUUACCACGCAGUUCAUGGCCUUUGUUGCCCUGUACUUCGCCGACUCGCGUGCUUCCUCCCGCGGCUGGGCGCCACCGUGGUACGGCAUGUAUCGCUUUUUGCUGACCGUCAUGGUCGGCCUCGCCAUCCUCGUGUCCCUCGUGGGCCGUGCCUCAAUCAGCCAGCACGGCCGCCUGAGUAGCCAAGGCCUCAGCUCCACCAUGGAGAGCCCCGGUAUCGCGGACAGAAGCACGAAUUGGGCCAAGCUUGAAGCCGAGGAGAAGGAGAAGCUGCGCAAGGAAAAGAAGGAGGCCGAACAGAAGGCCAAGAAGGAGGCCGCAAAGAACGAGGGCAACAAGGGUGCGGAGAAGGACGCAAACGCUCAACAAUUCAGCAAAACAAAGGAUGAGGGAGACAAGGCCAAUGAUCAGUCAAGCAGUGCCAAGGACGGUGGGGAGUCCGCCGAGGGCAAGGACGAGAAAAACGACAAAGCACAGAAGGGCGGCAAGCAGGGCAAGGAUGAGAAGGGCUCAGAGGACGACAGUGACCCCGCGGAUAGCGGGAGAAAGGGAGAUAAAAAGGAAGAUCGUGACGACAGGAAAAAAGAUGAGCCCCGCAAGAGCCAGAACGAAUAAGACUCAAAGGCCGGGAACAACGGAGCUGAAGCUGGAGACAAGGAGAGCACAGACGGAGAGAAAGACAAGAAGGGUGGAAGUGACAGCUCAGGCGGGUGACAGCUCGAAAGACGGCGGUAAGGGGGGCAAGAGUGGCAAGAUGUGAGCAAAGACUUGUUUUAUGGAUUCUAAAGGUCGGGCAGGGCGUCCCUGUAGCAGUAUUCACCCUGUUCCAAUGUGACAGACCCCUGGAGAUACCUUUAGCGUCCAGCUACAAAAUCUCGUGGGC